Molecule: messenger RNA, 2245 nt
Organism: Folsomia candida
Lineage: Eukaryota; Metazoa; Arthropoda; Collembola; Entomobryomorpha; Isotomidae
Exons: 2
Coding region: 672-1676 (334 amino acids)
Source: RefSeq, a predicted model, not a curated record
AGUAGAUAUUUAUUUUCUACAUACUUGGCUUGUUCUCAUUGGCUAAGAAUACGUACCGUCAAUUGCAUAGCAUGCCACCCAAAGUUAUUUGUGCGAUAAACUGAGGGUAAUCAUUAUUGCUUCGUAUUUUUAUCCGUAGUAUCGUAAAACAGUUUCAAAGGAAAAAUAAAGGGUCAAGCUCCAUUAAAAUCGAAAGAUAAGUAGCAUGUAAUUUUUUAUGGCAAAUCCUUACGACGCUUACAAAAUCUCGUAUAUGUCGUAACAAGUUUUAUCUGUGAUACGUAGAAUGCUAACAGUACAUACAAUUAUGUACGAAGGAAUAAUGAAUACCCUCAUUACGUACAUACGUAUAUAAUUACAAUGUGUUUUAGUAUUAACUAUGUCAAAAAAUGUGACACGUAAGAAUGUUAUGCAACAUGCAACCCAGUUCGUUGGUUCAUAAAAAGACAUGAAAUCCUAUACCAAUUUGAAUAUCAAAACCAAUUUUUUAAAAAUUUAUUUGAAUCUCAUGAGAUUUAUUAUUUACAUGCAAAAUGAUUUGUACAUAUGUACAAUUGUUCACAUUUCCAUGCUUUUCGAAUUAUCAUUUCACCUUGGACUUUAAUGUAAAAAAAUCAUAUAAAAACCUGUCAUUUUUUAGAAGAUUUAUCAUAAAUUCAAGUAUUUGAAUCAUGAAGCAGCUCAACCUACUAACACUAUCUCUUGUAUUUUUCUUGCAGCUUCACCUACUCCAGGAGACGCUUGCCUACCAAGACUACGGGCAACCUUGUCGCCCCUCAAAUUAUUACAACUUCAACCUCCAGCCCUGCAGGGACUGGCUUGGUCUCACCUGCACCUCUGGAACUUGUCAGUGCAGAUUGACGAACAGCAGUUUCGACACAACCCGUCAUUCUUGCGUCGCCUCGCUCGGGUCCGAAUGCGACGGCGCAACCGAAUGUGCAACCGGAUAUUGUAACAGAAGAAGAAGGUGCCAAUGCCACCCUGGCCAACGUCUCGCUUCCGAUGGACGGUCAUGUUUGAAAAGAUUUGGUGAAAUUUGCUCAAAUGAUUCCAACUGCGAUACUAUCUCCCGGCUAAGAUGCGUCUCCGGCGUCUGCGCAUGUCCGAACCAGACCGAAACCUAUUAUCAUCAUGACACAUCGCUGUGUCGAGUUCGUAUCGGGUCGGUGUGUCAGCAGGCUAAUGAUGGACUGCAGUGUCCAACUGAUGCAAACUGCGUUCCAAUUCCUAAUCCAGAAUUGCAAAAUUUUUCUUGGUGUCAGUGCAAUUCGACGUAUCCGACCCCAUCAGACAGUUUUUUCGGGUAUAAAUCUUCUAGUUCUCGUAACAGUUAUCCAACUUGUUUGAGAGUUCACACACACAAUGACUCAUGUCACGACGGAUUGAGCCCUAGUCGGAUCAGAAACGUGUGCAAUUCGACCUCCCUCUUGACAUGCGUGGCGGGGAGAUGUUCUUGCGACGUAGAUCGUGACCACAAAUGGGAUUCGGUCAACGAACGAUGUGCCGUGGAAAAGGGGCGAACCUGUUUCAUGAGAAGUAAUAAUAUUUUACCGGAAAGUAUAAAUAUAAAUGUUGCCGUCCCCACUGAUCGUGAAGUCCAUUGCAUGGCAGGACUUAAAUGUGUCAUCCUAACCAAUACGGAAUACUUGAGCAAAGGCAUUUGUACAGAUGAAUAGGUGGCUGGUUUUCUGAAUAAAAAUCAUGAACCAGUAAAUUAUUCGCUUUGUCCAUAUUUAAAUUCUUUGCUUUAUUUACAUAUUUCGAUACACCCAGUAUUUACAGAUAUAAGAUUAAUAUUUAUUUGUCCUCAAGGAAUGAAAUUUACGCUUUAAAACCAUGCAGCUUGUCUCAUUCAUUAUGAUUGAUCGUUGGUUAGAAGAGUCAUUAUACAUAUGUAUAUUUACAUCAGUAUUAUAGAUAUUAUGCAUGUCAGUAAACAUGAUUCUAUUCGAUUUGAUGAUUCGAUUUACAAUUUGGUCGACAUGUAGAAAUGCGAAUAUUGCAGAAUGAAAUAAGCAUUUGCUAAUUGCAAUGCAUGUAAAAUUUGUUAGUUCGUACAGCCAUGUUAAUUGUACAAAUGCCAUUAAAUUUAAUAAUAUAAUAAUAAUAGUAAUAGCCUUUAUUACCCUCAUUUACUAGUACUAGGGAAUGCACAAAAUGAAAUUUUAGCAUAGCACACUAGCCUAUUUUCGUGAGCUUACAAACAGAAAUAACUUACUUUAAAUGAUUAAAUAACAAUAACUAA